Molecule: messenger RNA, 3853 nt
Organism: Amborella trichopoda
Lineage: Eukaryota; Viridiplantae; Streptophyta; Magnoliopsida; Amborellales; Amborellaceae
Source: RefSeq, a predicted model, not a curated record
GAUUUUAGAGCCGUCAUGAAAAUUUCUAUUGCUAAAAAUACUCUUCAGACAAGGAUUUAAGACGAGGCUUGAUUUUGUUUUUCAUAAAGUCUAAGCCUUAUAAAAAUUUCAUCCUUAUCUAAAUUAUCAUUGAGACUUCGGAUCGAUCUAACAAUCUGACACAAAUACGUCCCACUAAUUCGAGGUACUGAUUCAUAUUGAAAUAACUAGAAAUCGUAUCUCCAACACUGAUCCGGUCACCAAUAGUAAACUCUUAGGCCCUAUGUGGGUACACCCGCGAGAAUUUUCAACAGUAUACGCCAAAACGCUUGCUCCUUUGCUAAAGGAAUCCAAUGGUUAUAAACUUUUAAUUAAAAGAGGCUUGCCAAACCCAUUGAUCAGUAGUUGCAGGUGACUGGUUUUCGGAUCGAUCUCUGCCCAUAUUCGCUCUCUCUCUUGCAAGAAGCGGCUUCCCUCUCUCUUGAAGGUGAAUGCGAUUCAGCUCUUUCCAUCCAUCUUCGAAACCCUAAAUUCAUGCUUCUCUUUCUUUCUGGUUGCAGGGCUCCUCAAGAUCUGCGGUAUUCAGGGAUCUGCCUAUGAUGAAAGGAUUUCCAUUGGUGGGAGAGGCUAGUAGGUUACCCUGUAUAUGUAUGUGCUGCUGAUGUAGGGAGUAAGUAGUUCCGGUGCUUACAUGACGAUGGAGAUUUGCUGCUGUUUUUGAAAUCAAAACCCCGUUUCUCAUCUAUCGAUAGGGGAAUACAUGCAUUCCUAAACUCCCCCCUUAACUGCCUGACUAGAUCCAGAUCCUUAGGCAGCCAUGGCCUCCCCCACCCUCCAACGCCUCCCUUCUUCUUCUCUCAUACCCUCUACCACCCCUUCUUUCUCCUCAACCUCACCCCCUAGUGACCCACUCUCCUCUUUCCAGUCCGACCCCACUUUCUCCCCCUUCCUCUCUCCUGAUUUCAACCCCUCUCUCUUCUCCUCCCAUGCCCUCUCCUCUGGCUCCCCUGCCUCCCGAGCCGAGAAGCUCAAAGAUGCAAUCUCUCUCCUCGACUCUCACCUCCGCUCUCUCGUCUCCUCUAACCACCCCUCUCUCUUUCAACACCUUCACUCUCUCUCUAAUGCCACUUCAGCCCUCUCUGUUGCGCGCUCUGCUACCUCAUCUUUGCGUGCCUCCCUAGCACGUGCUCGCGCUGACAUUUCUGAACCCCACCGACAAAUCAAAUUGAAGACCUCUCAACUUCGAAACCUUCACGAAACAUCGAUACUCUUACAAGCCACAUUGCGUGCAAUUCGACUGAUUUCUAAGCUGCAUGAUCUUAUGGAUAUGAAUCCUAUUGACCUAUCCAAAUCAGCACAACUGUACAGUGAGAUAAUCAGACUGAUCGAUGAGGCGGGGCUCCGCGGCUUGCAACCGAUCGAUGAGCACUCGUCAUGGCUCAGCGAUGUCGGUGCAGAACUGCGAAAAGAAGCCAUGGCAGCAUUGCAAAAUGGGCUGCAAGGGCUUAAUCAGGCGGAGGUCGGGGGAGCUUUGCAGGUGUUUUAUAAUUUGGGGGAGUUGAGGGCUACAGUUGAAACCUUAAUUUUGGGAUAUAAGAAUCAGGGGAUGAAGGCAAUUUCGGGGGCUUUGGAUAUGAAGGCGAUAUCAGUGUCAUCGGGGGGGUUUGGCGGGCCAGGAGGGGGGUCAAGGAGUGGGACGCCACAGAUCGGAGGUGGGGCGAAGGCGAAGGAGGGGCUGUGGAGGAGGUUGGGGGAUUGUAUGGAUCAGAUUCAUGGGGUUGUGGUGGCGGUGUGGCAUUUGCAGAGGGUGUUAUCGAAGAAAAGAGAUCCCUUUACACAUGUCUUGUUCUUGGAGGAGGUUUUGCAGGAGGGUGAUCCAGUGUUGACUGAAAGAGUUUGGGAAGCACUUGUGAAAUCAUUUGCCAGCCAAAUGAAGUCAGCAUUCACGGCUUCCAGCUUUGUCAAGGAAACCCUCACAAAGGGUUACCCAAAACUAUUCUCUAUGAUUGAGAAUUUGCUUGAAAGAAUCUCACGUGACACUGAUGUCAAGGGGGUUCUUCCAGCUAUAAGUUCAGAGGGCAAAGAACAAAUGGCUGCUGCCAUUGAGUCUUUCCAGACUUCUUUCUUGGCGCUUUGCUUAAGUCGACUCUCAGAUCACGUGAAUAGUGUGUUUCCGAUGUCAAAUAGAGGAAGUAUUCCCUCAAAGGAUCAAAUUUUGGGAAUUCUAUCUGAAAUUCAGAAAGAAAUCCAAGGUGUUAAGUUAAAUGGGCACCUCACUCUUUUGGUCUUGCAUGAGAUUGGAAAGAUUUUGUUGCUGCUGGCUGAAAGAACUGAAUACCAGAUUUCCACAGGCCCUGAAUCACGCCAAGUGACAGGCCCUGCAACACCAUUGCAACUCAAGAACUUCACGCUCUGUCUUCACCUUCAAGAAGUCCACACACGCGCGCCCACAAUGAUAUUGGACCUACCCAUCAUAGCUAGGGAUGUUCUCUCUCCUUCCUUGGCCGUCAUUUAUGAAGUAGCAUGUGACUCCAUAACCCCCCUCUUCCAAUCAAUGCUUGAUCGCCUUGAAAACUGCAUACUAAAAAUUCAUGAUCAAAACUUUGGAUCCCAUGGUGCUGAAUCUUCCCCUAUAGACAACAUGGCUUCUGAAUACAUGGAUGAGCUUCAAAAGUCCAUAACCCAUUUUAGAACCGAGUUCCUCUCAAGACUAUUGCCAUCCUCAAGUGCGGUAUUAUCGACUGAGACCAUAUGCACAAGCCUUGUUAGAAGAAUGGCUUCAAGGGUUCUUGUAUUCUUCAUUAGGCAUGCUGCACUUGUCAGGCCCCUAUCUGAGUCAGGAAAGCUAAGGUUGGCUAGAGCCAUGGCUGAAUUGGAGCUUGUAGUUGGCCAAAGCUUGUUCCCUAUUGAGCAAUUGGGCCCACCUUAUCGGGCCCUUAGAGCUUUUAGACCCAUUAUCUUUCUGGAAACCUCUCAAUUGGAGGUGUCUCCUUUAUUGCGAGACCUGCCUCCUAGUGUUAUUCUCCAUCACCUCUAUUCGAGGGGUCCUGAUGAGUUGGAAUCACCAAUGCAAAGGAAUAAGCUCACUCCAGUUCAAUACUCGUUGUGGCUUGAUUCACAAGGGGAGGACCAGGUUUGGAAGGGGAUAAAAGCAACUCUUGAUGAUUAUGCCUCUAAAGUUGGGGCAAGAGGGGAUAAAGAGUUCAGCCCUGUGUACCCUCUUAUGCUUCGACUGGGGUCCUCUUUAGUCGAGGGUGCUCUUGAGUUGAAGAAGGCUUGAUGGGUCUUGGUGCAUUAUCUCCUCUUAUAUCAAUGAAUUCUUUUAUGACAUGCUUGUUAUUAAAAGAAGAAAAGAAAAAAAUCCUUUCAGAAUUUGAUGGAUUCUUAUGGAGAGCCAUUAGAGGCGAAGAUGGCCAAGUGCUAAUCAAUCAAUGAUCCAAAUGAUUCUUAUGGUUAGCAUUUCGGGAUUUAAACCAUGUGGAAGAUAGUUUUUCUAGUAGUUAAAAUCUCAAUGUUCCACAGGUACCAGGUUUUCAUCUUUGCUCAUUGGUCAGGCAUAUAGAUCUUUGAUUAUGAUUACUGAUUCAUUGCUACUUUCUUUUGCAGAGGUGAGUUGGUUGUAUAAAUGUGUGCAACCUUUUGUUCUUUUAUGUUACGGUCUCACCAAUUGUAGCCUAACUGGAUUUUCCGGAGAGAAAUACAACUGAAAGAUUAGUAUAUCUUAUGAAUGAAUAGGGGACCAUUUAUUUUUGGUAUAAGAAGGUCAUAAUCAUCAUUGACCAUUAGAUUUGAAAUCAGGUGAUUGAGGGCACAAAGUCCAAUGAAAUUUCUCGAAUAUUGUGGCAUAUUUUUAUCUAUUGCAUUUUAUAUCUAA